This is a messenger RNA of Ornithorhynchus anatinus (platypus), 1104 nucleotides long. It is a transcript of the gene TPM2, whose product is annotated as tropomyosin 2. The transcript has 9 exons. Gene Ontology annotation, cellular component: actin filament. The record is from RefSeq and is a predicted model, not a curated record. Gene Ontology annotation, biological process: muscle contraction; actin filament organization. Gene Ontology annotation, molecular function: actin filament binding. NCBI's taxonomy places the organism in Eukaryota, Metazoa, Chordata, Mammalia, Monotremata, Ornithorhynchidae. The coding region runs from base 101 to 955 and encodes 284 amino acids.
GCUGGGACUUCCCAGUCCGUCCCGUCCGUCCCGUCCAGCACCGUCCCGUCCGGUCCCGUUCCUUCCCUCCUGGUUGGUCCCUCCGCCGCCCGCCGCAGCCAUGGACGCCAUCAAGAAGAAGAUGCAGAUGCUGAAGCUGGACAAGGAGAACGCCAUCGACCGCGCCGAGCAGGCCGAGGCCGACAAAAAGCAGGCGGAGGACCGCUGCAAGCAGCUGGAAGAGGAGCAGCAGGGGCUCCAGAAGAAGCUGAAGGGGACGGAGGAUGAAGUGGACAAGUACUCCGAGUCCGUGAAGGAUGCGCAGGAGAAACUGGAGCUGGCGGAGAAGAAGGCGACAGAUGCGGAAGCAGAUGUGGCCUCCUUGAACCGGCGCAUCCAGCUAGUAGAGGAAGAGCUGGACAGGGCCCAGGAGCGACUGGCCACUGCGCUGCAGAAGCUGGAGGAGGCAGAGAAGGCAGCCGAUGAGAGUGAGAGAGGAAUGAAGGUGAUUGAAAACCGGGCCAUGAAGGAUGAGGAGAAGAUGGAGCUCCAGGAAAUGCAGCUCAAGGAGGCCAAGCACAUCGCUGAAGAGUCGGACCGCAAAUAUGAAGAGGUGGCUCGGAAACUGGUGAUUCUGGAGGGGGAGCUGGAGCGCUCUGAGGAGAGGGCCGAGGUGGCCGAGAGUAAAUGUGGGGAUCUAGAGGAGGAACUGAAAAUUGUCACCAACAAUCUCAAGUCCCUGGAGGCUCAGGCUGACAAGUACUCUACCAAGGAGGAUAAAUACGAGGAGGAGAUCAAGCUGCUGGGGGACAAGCUGAAGGAGGCUGAGACCCGGGCAGAGUUUGCUGAGAGGUCAGUGGCAAAGCUGGAGAAAACCAUCGACGACCUGGAAGAUGAGGUCUAUGCCCAGAAGAUGAAGUACAAGGCGAUCAGCGAGGAGCUCGACAACGCACUCAACGAUAUCACCUCCCUCUGAGUCUCAUUUCUCCCUUUCUCUCUCCCCCGCCCUUCCCCGUACCCUCGACUCCUGCCUUCUGGACUCUGGGCCCCACUGACUCCUUAGCGCCAGCCUCCCCGGCUCUCGGCAUUCUGUCCUCACCUCCUUCUCGUUUCCACGGUCAUCGG